AACACGCAACUUUCCAAAUCUUUAAUUACAUGUUGUAUAGCAGUAAACCUUGGGUGGACAAAAUACUAUAAUCUCAAAAUGACUUACCACUGGCAUGCAGAAAGUUAACUUACCAGGCUACUUCCUCCAAAAGGCUUUCAUUGACAACCCCAGCCUGAGCUGUCUCUCAUAUAAUUGUUUAGCAUCCAGUACUUCCUCUCAUGGUAACUCUUAUUAUAUUGUAACUAAGUUACUUGGUUGUAUCUCCCACUGAACUGUCUCUUGACUGAAAUAAAUAUGUCAACUGUUUGAGUACUUUUUUCACACAUAAGUCACUACUUCAUUUUUCUAAACCAAAGCAUGGAAGAGCUGGGAAGUAAUUAAGGCCCAGUAACCUAGAGGUCAUACUAUGCAAGGGAUAUGGUGUGUCUAUUAGCAACAGGUUCCAUUGGCUUAUGAGGCACUGCCUGAAGCUUCCAGGGAAAUAUAUAGGGGAAACAGUCCAGAGGAUUCAGGAUGGUCUGGUAUGACUCUGGACUAGCUCUAUCUGGACAGCCCAGUCCCUACACUGACCCCAGAAUGACACCAUAAUGCAGCCCUCUCUGACAUAUUUGUAACUCUGCUUGCCACAUAAUCAGUAUCCUCAUCUCCUAGCGCAUGGUAAUAACAUUGUCUUUAAUAUAAAGAUGUACCUAUUUGCAGUCACUACUUCUAUCACCACCACCAGCAGAGCCUGAGCUGAGGAAACCACGGUUCUCAAUACCCAGCACACCCACUUCCAAUUAUCUGUUAAAACAUGGUGGAUUACUAUGAAGUUCUAGGAGUGCAAAGAUAUGCUUCACCUGAGGACAUUAAAAAAGCUUAUCAUAAAGUGGCACUUAAAUGGCACCCUGAUAAAAAUCCAGAAAAUAAAGAAGAAGCAGAGAGAAAAUUCAAAGAAGUAGCUGAGGCAUACGAGGUAUUAUCAAAUGAUGAAAAACGGGACAUUUACGAUAAAUAUGGCAAAGAAGGAUUAAAUGGAGGUGGAAGUCAUUUUGAUGAUGAAUGUCAGUAUGGCUUCACAUUCCAUAAGCCAGAUGAUGUUUUUAAAGAAAUUUUUCAUGAAAGGAAUCCAUUUUCUUUUCACUUCUUUGAAGACUCACUUGAGGACCUGUUAAAUCAUCCAAAAAGCUCCUAUGGAAACAGAAACAGAGACGCAGGAUCCUUUUUCUCUACCUCCAGUGAAUAUCCAAUUUUUGAGAAAUUUUCUUCAUAUGAUACAGGAUAUACAUCACAGGGUUCACUGGGGCAUGAAGGCCUUACUUCGUUCUCUUCCCUGGCUUUUGAUGAUAGUGGAAUGGACAACUACAUAUCUAUUACAACUUCAGACAAAAUUGUUAAUGGCAGAAAUAUUAAUACAAAGAAAAUUAUUGAAAAUGAUCAAGAAAGAGAAGCUGAAGAUAAUGGAGAGUUGACAUUUUUUCUUGUAAAUAGCGUGGCCGAUGAAGAGGGCUUUGCAGAAGAAUGCAGCUGGAGAAGACAGUCAUUGAACAACUAUUCGCCAAAGUCUCACAGCUCCAAACAUGUAUCUCAACAUACUUUUGUGGACAAUGAUGAGGGAGGUAUAUCUUGGGUUACCAGCAACCGGGAUCCCCCUACUUUCUCAGCAGGAGUCAAAGAGGGUGGUAAGAAGAAAAAAAAGAAGCGUAAAGAGGUGCGAAAGAAGUCUACCAAAAGGAAUUGUUAAAUUGACUCUUCAAACAUAACAUUUGAACACAAUUGUGUGUGUUUUGGUUAAUCACAAAUUUUGUAGAUAACACUUGUUUAAUACUAUACUAAGAGCUUUUCAACACUCUUAGCAGGAUUGUGGACAUUUGGUUAGUAGUUGUUUGGAUUGGGUAUGUCAGAAAAGGAUGAGUUUGUUGUGACAGUUGGUGCUAUUAAGAAUUUGCCUGGGUAAUAUAGUGAGAUCUUGUCUCUACAAAAAAUUUAAAAAUUAGCCAAGUGUGGU
Chlorocebus sabaeus (green monkey) is the source of this 1969-nucleotide messenger RNA. It is a transcript of the gene DNAJB7, whose product is annotated as DnaJ heat shock protein family (Hsp40) member B7. The record is from RefSeq and is a predicted model, not a curated record. Lineage: Eukaryota; Metazoa; Chordata; Mammalia; Primates; Cercopithecidae. Gene Ontology annotation, molecular function: Hsp70 protein binding.